GUUCCCAGCAAGCAUUGCGCCGCGACGGGCUGUCAGGGAAACCAAACUACGAAGUGAAACUCAGUCGGCCCAUCGCUGCGUUUCCAAGGCCAGGCUGCAAGCGGUACCCCCAUGGCCACAGGACGAGCUGCCAAGUCUGAGAAAACAAUUGUGGUCUCUGGUAUUCCAGAUGGCAUUGUAAAAGAUGAUGUCAUGAUUGACAUAUUGAUGAUUCAUUUCCAAAAGUCGAAGAAUAGGGGUGGAGACGUGAAAGAUGUAGUUUAUCCAACAACAAUAAAAGGAGUUGCAUACGUAAUCUUUGAAGAUCAAGAAGUUACCGAGAAUGUUCUCCAGAAAGAUGAACACAGACUAGAGGACAAGAGGCUGGGCAGGUAUUAUCCUCUGAAAAUAUCUCUCUAUAGUGAACAUGUUUUCACCUGUGUCUCGUCUGUUCUUGAUUUGUCCAUUUUUGGAGAUAAAUACAUUUUGGAAGAUCUGGUGCAGGAGCUUCAGAAGACUAUCCCAGCCUUGAGCUUCAGUCCUUUGCAAUCCAAUGGGCAAAUUUCUGUUCAAGGGUCAUUCCCAGCAAUCAAGUCACUAAAAGACAAUUUGUUAUUAAAAGCAAAUUCCCUUUCCAGGAAGGGCAAGAGGGGAGAGAGAAAGCCGGAUCAAAGACCUAACAGCAGGACCGAGAAGCGUGGACUAUUUGUGGAGCCAAAUAAUACUUUUGUCCAUAAUGUAAACAGGGAAGAACAAGUGCUUGUCCUUGACACAGAUAUAUACUGCUACAUGAAACAUUUUUUAUACAAGGAAAGUCUGGCAAAAUACAAUGUUGUAAGUCGAGAAGUCACAGAUGGUGAGAUCACCACAAUAUAUCUAGAAAAUGCCAGAGCAAGUUCUGAUUCUAGAGAAUUAGAAAGAGCCAAAGAGGGAAUUGAAGAUUUGUCUGCAAAACUUCAUUGCAGUUUACGUAAAGAAAGAUUCUCUCUUGAUGGCAACACCAGAUCUGAAAGGCUGAAAUAUAAACAAGCAUUUGAGAGCAUAAAAUCCCGAUUCCCCAAAGUUCUGGUUAUUCCUUAUGAUACUCACAUUGAUGUGAUAGGAAGUUCCUCUGAGACAUAUGAGUUUACCCAAGAAGUGGGUAGAACAGUAAAAAGCCACUUCCAAAAGAGAUUCAGGAGGUAGGAGUUAUUUAGGUGCUGUAGGUGAUGCCUGCGAGCUAGGACAUCUGGUACACGAGAGUGACAUCUGGUACACCAAAGUACAGUCUCCCAACGGAGUCGGUAGGAGCCCUAUUGCUGGGGACUUUUUAUAAAGGAGGUUUUGCACUUCUGUAACUUCCAGCGGAGGAUUUCAAAGCACUUUGCAAACUUCAAUUAAUUAGGGCCCAAUCCUGCUCCCAUUAGAGUUUUGCCAUUGACUCCACACAGCACCCUAAUAGCAUUAGGAGCAUCAUUUUACAUGUUGUGGCUCCUCUAUCAUUAAAAGAAAAUGCAGACCCAUCUACAUCACUGCUGAUACAGUCCUACAAUAUGUGCACAGGCACUUCUCACAGUACAGGAAGCAUGGACACCAAGACAAAAGUCCCAAAUACUAACUUAAAUUUCAGACAAGUAGCAAAUGACCUGUUCAUGCAUCUGGUGAAAUUAAAGUGCGUAGAAGUUAGUUUUCAUAGUGAAUGGAUCAUCCCUGUUUUAUGGUCUCUACUCAUCACAAAUGAGUGCCUCUUGUGGCUAUAUUAACAUACGCUCUUUUUAUGCACGUUUUUGUUUAAUAAGUCACUUAGUUUUACAUGUAAAACAUGUUUUGAUAAACUUUUUUCUUUCUAUAUGCAGCAAAUUUAAAGUAGUUUAAUUUAACCAAUAAAAAAAGUAAAUGCUGUUUUUGUGCUUUAAUUGAAUUCUAAUUUCCAUCCAAAUACAGUUUGACAGGAAUUAUGAGUAAAAAAAUAAUCAUAAUCUAGUAAAUAAAAAACAUGCACCAAUCACUAUUUUGUAACAAAAAAGUUGUGCCAAUUAGGAAUCUGAAUAAAUGUAUGUUAAGCUACGUAGACUCAUUGACUCGUAGACUUUCAGGCCAGAAGGGACCAUCGUGAUCAUCUAGUCUGACCUCUUGCACAUUGCAGGCCACAGAACCUCACCCACCCACUCCUGUGAUAGACCCAUUACCUCUGGCUGAGUUACUGAAGUCCUCAAAUUGUGAUUUAAAGUCUUCAAGUUACAGAGAAUCCACCAUUUACACUAGUUUAAACCUGUAAGUGACCCAUGCUUCAGAGGAAGAUGAAAAAUCGACACAAUUCCUUAAAUAACUGUGUAAAGAUAUAGUGUAUCGUCCUGGUUAGCAAAAAGAAGUAGCAAAUGUAAUGUAAAGGCUCUAAUUAGCAGAAAGUAAACCUAUUUUAAUGGUUUCCAACCAACAAGAAUCUUUCUUUAGGAAAAUAACUAAGGUACAAUUGCAUGAGCUCUGACCCCAGAAAUGUAGGGAUUGGUAGCCAUUUUGUAGAAACCUUUCCUGUUUUUUUUCAGUCAGCUAACCCAGCCUCCCACAUUCAAAAUGUGUAUUAGACACAAAUAAGUGAUAAUUGGCCUUAUUUGCACAGGACUAUUGAACUCUCACUGACAGGCAGCUACAGCUGCUCAGCAUCUCCUACAAUCAGACCAGUUAUUUGAAUAUCUCUAAGUUUUGGAGUGAAAGUGUCGGUCACUGCAUUAAGACUUCUGGCUUUGCUUCUAUUUAUAUAGAUAUUAUUGACAAUGCAGUGAAGUGGACACAUAUUUCCACAGCAAGUCAUCACAUUCAUCAGUGAAUGCUGUGAGCAAGAGAGGAGUAAUAAUUUCCUGUACAAAUGUAAGCAACCUCGAAAUUGUACUGAAAAGCAAUCAAUCACUCUAAUCAUUAAUUACAGAAAUUAGGGAAGGAAAAGACCUUUAUGUCAUAUUGUCCAUCAUCCCCCUUGCCCAGUGCCUGAUUGUUUCUGGCUGUGUUUUACAGUCCAGUUUUAAAUGUUUAAAAUAGUGGUGUUUCUACCACAUUGCCAAGGAAAUAACUCCACGAUCUAAUAGAAAAUUAGUUAAUAUUUUAAUGUUUAGUUAAAUAUUUUCUGGAUCAUAAGAUCCUAGGAGCAGUAACUACCUCUCUCUGUGCAUUUGUACAUUCCUAGCAAAUGGGAUCUUAUUCUGAUAGUUGUCAAUGCAUAUAAUUAACAAUAAUAAUCAUGUAUGUAUAGUGCUUGGAAUAUAAAAAAACCUGUAUAAGUGCUUUCCAUCUACAUUGUUCCAUGAUGCCUGUCACCUUGGUAUCUGAGGCUAAGUAUGAGCCUGACGUUAAAACUAUGUCAGAGCCAUUACUAAAUCCAUCUUUUAGUGCUUCAUCAUAAAAAUUAAUGGACUUUGUCACUUAAUGUGAUUUAAUGAUCUUUUGCAAAUUUGGCUCUCUCAAUAUCCACUGUAGUGGAGAAGCAGGGGAGAGUGAGUUACGUUUUUAAAUGGUUGUAUACUAUGUAAUAUAGGAAUGUACAUAAUGCUUUGUCAAAACAAGACAAAACUACCCUGUGUGUUAUAUUUUAUAUCUCUUUUAUAUUAUUUUGGGGGUGCAUCUAUCAGUAGAUACUCAAAUUAUUAAAGACAGUAACUGAACACUUUUAAAUGGAGAAUAAAAGUAUUUAAAAUCCUGUGGGCAUUUCCCUUUAAAAGAAACAAACAACCCCCCCACCCCAAUGUUGUGCUUUUGGGAUUUUCUUGCCAUGACAAACUAACAGCUUUACUUAUUAUGAAAAUGGAAGGUCCAGUUAUUAUUUUUUAUUAAACCAGUGCCAUUGUGGUGCAUGGACAUUUACAGUCAAGGAAGAAGACAAGGUCAAGAAUGAGCUUAAGUACUUUGCUAUAUCACAGUCUCAGCAGGGAUGGAAAUUUUAGAAUGUUUUGCAAAGAUAAAAUCCGUUCAUAUUUGUGUUCAUUUCCACUAUUCAGACUGUAGUUUUUCUCUUUGUACAUAAUUUUUAAUACAUUCAUUUUUUCU
Messenger RNA from Mauremys reevesii (Reeves's turtle), 3996 nucleotides. RefSeq names its product RNA binding motif protein 43 (gene RBM43). The transcript is spliced from 5 exons. The record is from RefSeq and is a predicted model, not a curated record. Bases 112 to 1164 code for a protein of 350 amino acids. NCBI's taxonomy places the organism in Eukaryota, Metazoa, Chordata, Testudines, Geoemydidae. Gene Ontology annotation, molecular function: RNA binding.